This is a messenger RNA of Didymodactylos carnosus, 912 nucleotides long. The record is from the annotation of a GenBank genome assembly. Lineage: Eukaryota; Metazoa; Rotifera; Eurotatoria; Philodinida; Philodinidae.
AUGGCUCAACCAAAACAAGUAACACGUACAUUACUUUCACAAGAUGAAAAAAAAUUAAUUGAGCGCUUUUAUACUCAGUUUGGUGCCAGAAGUGCUGGAAGAAUUGCCAGUGAAAUAAUGAAUAAUCCGGGAAUACCCGGUCAUAUCCAGCAGUUUUAUGUUCAUUUGGGUUUAACGAAAGCAACCAAGCGAGUUUAUGAUCAUUUAGGUCGUGAAACAAGAAAAGCUGCAAUGGCAAAACUCACGCAGCAUACACCACAAAUGAAUCCGAUCUCUUAUUUUCAACAACAACAACAAUCUUCAUCGUCACAACAGCAACCACAACGACAAAAUGUUGGCACAGCACCGGCAGAUCAGCAGGACGACAGCGAUUGGGAGAACGACGACGAAGCGGUGGAAAUGGAUGAAGAUGUUACAAUGAUUGCACAAUCACAACCCCUGUCCGCUUCAUUGGACUGGCUAAAUAUUCUAUUAUCGUCACCGCAACUACCACCAGCUAUGGGCACUUCUCCUCCUGCUGUACCACCACAACAGGUAACUGACACACAAUCACCGGUAUUUCAAGGAUUAGUGAGCACAGGUGUAUUAUCGGCACCCGUUCCACCAGCACUCCUUCGGACUCCACCUCCACGUCGAAAUAGUCAAGUCAGUUUACCCGCCUCAUGGACUCAGACACCUCCCACUCAAUCACAAACGACAAUGCAACGUCCAUCACAAAGACAAAGAGCACAUCCACGAACAGCUGCCACACUAUUACCUCAAGACGACAAAGACGAUGAAGAAAAUCGUCCACCAUCGCCACGACGACCAUUAAAUGUCUAUCUCAUCGAAGCAGCAAAAGAAGUGAGACAAGCUGCCAAAAUGUGUCAAAUGGUAGCAGCAGAAGCAAUUCAAAGACUACGGGAGUUGUAA